AACUAGAUUAGUUGAGCCACGCCUCCCAAUUCUCAAGGCUAGGUACAUGUCUCUGUCUAGCUGCUUCUUCAGCUUCUUGCUCAGUUUUGUGGCUUAGAGAAAGGCCAGCUACUCAGGGGGAAGAGUCCAGAUGAAAGUCUGGCAGCCAGGUGACGUCCAAACGAUUGAGCUGUACGGAGGCCUGUUCCUGUUCUAUGGCUUCAUACUGUUUGACACCCAGCUGAUUGUGGAGAAGUGCGAGCGUGGAGACAACGACUACAUCUGGCACUCGCUAGACCUCUUCCUCGACUUUGUUAACAUAUUCCGUCGUCUGCUCAUUAUUCUGGCCUCCAAGGAGAAGAAGAGAAGCAACAAGUGAACAAUCAUAAGCAAGAGACGUUAUUAAAACUGACGAGCGUAUUAUAAUUGUUAGCAUAAUUAUAAUUAUACAAACAUUACUGUCUUUGAUUGUUUAGUGUAUUAACCGUAAUUAUCG
Molecule: messenger RNA, 475 nt
Organism: Halichondria panicea
Lineage: Eukaryota; Metazoa; Porifera; Demospongiae; Suberitida; Halichondriidae
Product: bax inhibitor 1-like
Exons: 3
Coding region: 131-358 (75 amino acids)
Biological process (GO): negative regulation of RNA splicing; cellular response to unfolded protein; negative regulation of apoptotic signaling pathway
Cellular component (GO): mitochondrial membrane
Molecular function (GO): enzyme binding
Source: RefSeq, a predicted model, not a curated record